Messenger RNA from Heterostelium album PN500, 3150 nucleotides. Its product is annotated as Phox domain-containing protein. The transcript has 7 exons. Lineage: Eukaryota; Evosea; Eumycetozoa; Acytosteliales; Acytosteliaceae. The coding region runs from base 1 to 3150 and encodes 1049 amino acids. Gene Ontology annotation, cellular component: endosome. The record is from RefSeq and is a predicted model, not a curated record. Gene Ontology annotation, molecular function: phosphatidylinositol binding.
AUGUUAAAUCCACAGUUAGGUUAUAAUGAUGAUGAUGAUGACGGUGUAGAGGAAGAAGGUUUAUGGACAACUCCUGUUACUUCGCCUCAGCAACAGCAACAGCAACAGCAACAGCAGCCACCAAUACAACAAACACAACAAACACAAAUAACAGCACAACUUAAUAAUGUAAAUAACAAUAACAAUAGCAAUAGUAAUAAUAGUAAUGGUAAAACAUCACCUACGAUUGUCAAUAAAUUGAAUAAUGGUGGAAAUAUACCAUCAUCAGUACAGAAAUACAAUAAUGUUGGUAAUCAACAGAGUAUAUUCAAUACUGGUAUGAUGAUGGCUAGUACCGAUGACAUCGGUGAAUCAGAUUUCGAUAGAGUUGUUAAUAUUACCAAUAAACAAAAACAACAAACACAACAUAAAUUAUAUCAACAGCAACAGCAACAGCAACAACAUCAACAGCAACAACAUUUCGAGAGUAGUGAUCCUGAAGAUGAGGAAAAUGAAGAAGUUGAUAUAAAUAAAAAGAAGAAACAACAACAGCAGCAGCAACAGCAGCAGCAACAUCAUCAACAACAGUAUCAACAAAAACAACAACAACAACAACAACAACAGCUUCAUCAACAAAAACAACAACAACAUAAGGAUGAAAGUAGUGAUCCUGAGGAUGAUGAUGAUGAAUUCGAAAUGAAUAAGAAUAAAAAGAAAAAAGCAAUGUCAUCUAGCACCAACAACAGUAAUCUAUUAAUGAGACACUCAUGGUUGUUGAGCAACGAAUCGAUCGUGUUCACCAAAGAGAAUAUUAUGUAUAAAAUGACAAUGGGAAAUGUUCAUAUCACCAACCAAAGAGUGGUUUGGGAGUGUUCCGAUGAAACUCUUCCCGAUGUUUAUUUAGAUGUUUUACAAAUCUAUCAUACUGCAAUGUCUGAAAGUCCUAGAACAAAUUGGAAGGUAUCAUGUGCUGGAAGUGACUUUUUAUUCUUCUUCCCAUCGGCAGAGGAAAUCAAAGAGACCAACGCAUACUAUCAGCAGUCUAAAAAGAAACUUUAUGAACAGAAUCCACAACUCUAUCAAAAACAUAAGCUUCAACAAAAGCAGAGACAACAAGCUCAAUCUGAACAGCAACAAGCUCUAAAGUUACAACAACAAGAACAACAACAACAAGCUCAAAGAUUACAACAACAACAACAACAACAGCAGCAACAGCAGCAGCAACAGUUACAACAGCAGCAGCAGUUACAGCAGCAACAACAAAUUAGAAAUAAUAACAAUAACAAUAGUAAUAAUAAUAUUAAAAAACCAAUAUCACCUCCAAAUGAAGCAUUAUAUCCAGCACUUAAUGAAAAUGGUGGAAGUGGUGGAGGUGGAGUUGGUAGAGGUAACAAUGGAAAUGUUCAGAGACAGACAGGAGGAGCGAAUGGAAGUGGUGGUGGUCGCAGACACAAAGCAUCGAUGGAAGACGAUUUUGUUACUAUUUCCGAGGGAUAUAAUGUCGGUGGCAAUGGUGAUAUGUCGUGGGUUGAGGAAUCGAAUGGCACCGACCAGGCGGGAUACUUUGAUAUCGAGGUGAAAGACCCACGUCAUGCGCACGAAGACGGCAAUACCUAUGUGACCUACGAGAUCGUCGGAAAGUACAAGGACGAGAAAGGACUCGUAGAUAUCAAGACACGUCGUCGUUACAAGGAAUUCGAGUGGCUGCAUCAACAGCUAUCGUUGCCAUCGAACCAGCACCACGCCAAAGUACCGACACUUCCACACAAAUCGAUGAUCCAGUUUUGGAACAAGACCGAUCAGACUGCAGUGGUAAAGCGUUGCUUCCAACUCGAUUCCUUCAUGAAGGAGAUAUCGAGUUCCGUCUACUUUAGAAAUCAUCCGGCCACCAAGGAAUUCAUGAGCAGUCGCUCCAUAACGCUACAACAGAGUACAAUAACCGACUUUAUUGGAAAUACAAUCUCACCGCACCUCGCCAACGCCGGAAUCAUUGGUAUUAACGAUCAACCAUUAGUUGAUCAAACAUUUAUAUAUAAUUCAAUUAUUGAAAGAGAUUAUUGGUUAAUUAGAAGAUUAAUGAAGAAAUGGGAUUUACUUCCAAAGAAGUUACCAUUCCCAAAGUUUUUAGUUGUUGUUUUGGGUACUACAUCGGCUGGUAAGAGUUCUUUCAUCAACAAUUUCUUUAAUAUGCAAGUGAAGCGAUCUGCAAUCGGUCAACUCGAUACUCAUUUCACAUUAGUUGAAACUAUUCCAAAAGAACAAUUUGCAUUAUUAAGUGAUAAAAUGUCUGAUAGAGAGAAAACAAAGAAAUUUACAAGAGAACAAUUAAAUGAAAAGAUAACAACGGAACCAAUGAGUGAUCCAAGAUACGGUCAUGUAUUCCUCUACAUGGAUACAUCGUAUACACUCUCACGAUAUGAUGCUCAACUCGGUCGCUACGAUGAUAUCAUCUCCAAGUAUGGUUUGGUUAGAAGUAUUCUUAUUAAUGAAGAGUAUCUUACUGGUACUCCCGAUGAAAUUAUAUAUCAAAAGAAAACAAUAUUUUUAGAUUCACCAGGUUUCGAAUCAAAGAAGGAAAACACUCAAGAUACGCUACUUGGAAAUAUAAAGAUCAUUCAAUUCUUUUAUUCGACGAGUGAUUUAACGCUGUUUAUGAUGCCCGCCAAGAACAUAUCUUUGGUGUCACCACAGAUUCAGAUUCUAGAGAUAUGCGUUAUGUAUAAGCUGUACGGGCCAGAGAUUGUCGAUCAGAUGAUCGAUGACAUCUCCAACUACGAAGAUACCAACCUUCGCGAACAGUACUUUGAACUCGGAAGACUGCUCGGAAAGAGUCUUACAUUCUUAGAUCCACCGACCUACACACAGUGUAUGGCGAUCGCUUUGCCACUGGAUCGCAUAUACAAGUCUCCCGAGGAGCGACGUAUCAAGACCGGUGAUCUCGACUCACUCCUUGCCUACAUUAGAAGUCUGAACAACGAGAGCAGCUAUCACGGUAGACUUGAGUCGGCUAUCCAAGAGAUGUCCAUUGCUCUAUUACCACAUAUACAAAAUUCAUGGAAGAAUUAUUUAGAUUUGAAUCAAUGGAUAAGCAGUGAUUCUGCUUGUGUCGACCAAAUCAGAGAUAGAUCAAAUGCCAGAGUCAGAGGUUCAUCGGCAAUGGAUAAGCGAUAG